This is a messenger RNA of Staurois parvus, 471 nucleotides long. The record is from the annotation of a GenBank genome assembly. NCBI's taxonomy places the organism in Eukaryota, Metazoa, Chordata, Amphibia, Anura, Ranidae.
GCGGGCACCGAGUCGUCUGGCAAGACUGCGGGCACCGAGUCAUCUGGCGGAACAGCGGGCAUCGAGUCAACUGGCGGAACAGUGGGCAUCGAGUCAACUGGCGGAACAGCGGGCACCGAGUCGUCUGGCGGAACAGCGGGCAUCGAGUCAACUGGCGGAACAGCGGGCACCGAGUCGUCUGACAAGACUGCGGGCACCGAGUCGUCUGGCAAGACUGCGGGCACCGAGUCGUCUGGCAAGACUGCGGGCACCGAGUCGUCUGGCAUUGGAUCGUCUGGCUCGACAGCGGGCAUCAGGUCACCAGGCAUCAGGUCAUUUGGCUCGCCACCAGCGGGCACCGCGUCAUCUGGCAAGGCAGUGGGCACCGAGUCACCAGGUACGACAGCGGGCUCUGAGUCAAUUGGCACGACAGCGGGCACCGGAUCAGGUACCGGAUCAUCUGGAUCAACAGCGGGCAUCGAGUCAACUGGC